AUGUCAGCAACCAUCAAUCCAAACAAACCACUGGGGCCGAAAGACACCCUCAAUGGCGCUGGUCGAUAUGACCCGAACUUCACAAACCAUGUCAUUUCUUCCAUCGGUCCCGGCACAGACCCUCGCCUCCGCAAAGUAAUGACCUCUUUGAUCAAGCACGUCCACGACUUUGCCCGAGAAGUCGAUCUUACAGUAGACGAGUGGAUGGCAGGUGUAGAUAUGAUCAACCGCGCUGGCCAGAUGUCUACCGACCGCCGCAAUGAAGGUCAGCUUCUUUGCGAUGUCAUCGGUCUCGAAAGCCUGGUCGAUGAAAUCACCUUCAAAGCUGCUGCCGACGCCAAAGAUGCAGUCACACAGAGUGCAAUUCUUGGCCCGUUCUUCCGCCAUGAUGCUCCGUUGCGAAAUAUGGGUGAUACCAUAUCGUUCGAUACGCCGAAAGAUGCAGAAGUCGCAUACAUGCAUGGCGUGGUAUAUGAUGCCGUAACCAAGCAACCUGUGGACGGAGCGGAAGUUGACGUCUGGCAAGCAUCCACCAAUGGGUUGUACGAGCAACAGGAUCCUGCACAGCAAGAACACAACCUGCGUGGGAAAUUCAGGACUGGCAAGGAUGGAAGUUAUGGCUUUUAUUGCAUACGACCUACACCUUAUCCAGUCCCUGAUGACGGACCUGCGGGAGAGCUGUUGAAGAAGUUGGAUAGACAUCCUUUUAGACCUGCUCACAUUCAUAUAAUUGUAAGUGCUCUUUGUGUCAGGAUUUCAUCGGAAGUUAACGUGGAUGGACUGCAGGUCAUCAAACAAGGUUACAAACCAAUCACGACACAGAUCUUCGACGCAGAGUCCAAGUAUCUGAAUAAUGAUUCGGUCUUCGCAGUCAAAGAUUCUCUAGUCGUAAAAUUCGAGCCUCGGCAAGNNGGAGAUGAGAAAGCUGGGCUGGAGUUGAAGUACGAUAUCUUGCUUGGACCUACUGACUAG
Messenger RNA from Aureobasidium musti, 972 nucleotides. The record is from the annotation of a GenBank genome assembly. Lineage: Eukaryota; Fungi; Ascomycota; Dothideomycetes; Dothideales; Saccotheciaceae.